This is a messenger RNA of Zalophus californianus (California sea lion), 3861 nucleotides long. RefSeq names its product mitochondrial ribosome associated GTPase 2 (gene MTG2). Gene Ontology annotation, cellular component: mitochondrion. Bases 1527 to 2705 code for a protein of 392 amino acids. The transcript is spliced from 8 exons. The record is from RefSeq and is a predicted model, not a curated record. Lineage: Eukaryota; Metazoa; Chordata; Mammalia; Carnivora; Otariidae. Gene Ontology annotation, molecular function: GTPase activity; GTP binding; magnesium ion binding.
UGCCCCGCCCUUGCACGCAUGCACAUGCUUGCUCUCUCUCUCUCUCUCUCUCUCUCUCUCUCUCUCUCUCAAAAAUAAAUAAAUAGUUCCCAAAUAAAAGUUUACUUUAAAACAAUACAUUUACAGAAAGAUAACAGGAGGGUUUCCCCGCAGAGGGGCAGCCAGCAUGGCGCUGGGAGGAGAGCACCUGUGUGGAGGAAGGUUUGGCUACUGUGUGGGGACUGAGCCAAUAAACAAACAUGUCGAAGAUGUUGGAAGCCAGGAUUCUGGCAGUCCGAAUGGGGUUGUCAAGACAGAAGGAGAAAAUUAGCAUGAAUCCUGUGGUGUGGAAUUGGGCACAUAGGUAGGAACUCAUGGUUUUCGACAGAUGCUGCUCUCUAGUUGUGGGUGGACGGGCGUAGCAGUGACGGUGGGGGUGAAUAUUGUGUGUAGGUGUGUGUACCUUUGUCUGCUCUCUGGGUCCCCACUGAGCCUGCAAGCAGCGACGCCCCAGGAGCCCAGAGCAUGCCCAGCACAUAGAGGGGCUUCUGAAUCCCAUAAAGGCUGAUGUCAGGGUCACCUGGGGAGAGUACAAAGUGAGCCCAGAACAUUUUGUGUCACGAAGCAGGGAAAUGCUCUGAGAUUGAUGGGCUGCCACUGGCCAAACUGGAGACCAUUUGAACAUCAAAAAUAAGUAAAUAACAGAGUGAGGCUCACUGAAUAAAGAAGCACAAGCCCAUGGGAAUGAAUAAAUGGGAAGCUUAGGGGGAAGGGGGAAACCAGCAGGGACCCCGAGGGUUGGAGCUCGGAGCGCAUCAGGAAGGGACCAAGGAAACCCAGCCUGGGUGGGGCUGUGGGACAUUCUUGUCAUGAGGGGAGGGGACAUCAGUCAAAUGGGGACACAGACGUGCUGCAAGACGCCUGGCCUGUGGCCUUGCAGGUGUCACGGGCACGAGAGCCAAGGAAAGGCUGAAGAGUGUUCCAGGCUAAGGAGGCUGAAGAGCCACGCGGAGGGGCUGUGAGCGUGGCUGGCAGCCUGCUUUGCAGAGGUCGCCCGGCUGCUCCGUAGGGGACGCCCUUGGGCGCAGGGAGCACACAUGGGGUGUUCGGGGUGGGGCGCGGGGAGUCAGGUUGGCAGCUUCCCUGCAGGUGAUUGGGGAAGAAGAGAGCCCUGCACCCCGUAUUCCUGCUUUUCCAUAACUGCGACUGUUUCCAGCGCAACUUUUUAGUGCCUUACUAAGAGAAAAAUUCCCACCAAGGAUGUGUUUCCCUUCCAAGUGGAGCACAGGAUGUGGAGCAGAGACACACAUGAGGGACUUCUAAGGAAAAAGCAAAUUCUGUUUUUUUUCCUGCUGUGUUACACACAUGGUGGCCUCAAAUGAUUUUUUUUAAUUUGUAUUUAUAAUGAUUUUUUAAACAUUACGUAUACAUUUAUAUUCCUACCUGCAUAUACAUUUCAUACCCAGAAAUGGGAGGAAAGCCUACCUAGUUUCCUUUGUGGGGCACCCGUGUGCCCACACAGCGGGGGCAUCUGAGAGUGGGGAGCCAUGGUGCCUUCAAGGCUUCUCUCGGUAGGACCGCGGAUGGUGCUGGGGGGCGUGGGUCGCUGGACUCGGGUCCGCCUGUGGCCCACUCCUCCCAGGCUGCUCUCAGCCAGCUGUGCAGACUGCGCCAAGCACCAGGAACCCCCCAGGAAGAAACUGCUCUCCGAGAAAAAACUGAUACAAAAGAAAAGACAUUUUGUGGACCAUCGCCGAGUGCUCGUCCGCGGGGGCCGUGGAGGCGACGGGGUGAGCUGUUUCCACAGUGAGCCCCGGAAGGAGUUCGGAGGCCCAGACGGCGGUGACGGAGGCAACGGUGGCCACGUCGUCCUGAGAGCUGACCAGCAAGUCAAGUCGCUGUCCUCAGUGCUGUCGCGGUACCAGGGCUCCCACGGAGAGGCCGGCGGCAGGAAGAACUGCUCCGGGCGCAGUGGUGCCCUCCUCUACAUCCGGGUCCCCGUGGGCACAUUAGUGAAGGAGGGAAGGGAAGUCGUGGCUGACCUAUGGUGCCCGGGCAAGGAGUACAUCGCUGCGCUGGGCGGGGCAGGAGGAAAAGGUAACCGCUUUUUCCUGGCCAAUGAUAACCGCGCACCUGUGACUUGCACCCCCGGACAGCCUGGUCAGGAACGCGUCCUCUUCCUGGAGCUCAAGACGGUGGCCCACGCUGGGAUGGUGGGGUUCCCCAAUGCAGGGAAGUCCUCGCUUCUCCGGGCCAUUUCGAACGCGAGACCUGCUGUGGCUUCCUACCCGUUCACAACCUUAAAGCCCCACGUGGGGAUUGUUCACUGUGAGGACCACCAGCAAAUAGCAGUGGCCGACAUCCCAGGCAUCAUCCGGGGUGCGCACCAGAACCGGGGCCUGGGGAGCACCUUCCUCAGGCACAUCGAGCGCUGCCGCUUCCUCUUGUUCGUCGUGGAUCUUUCGGAGCCGGAACCGUGGACUCAGGUGGAGGACCUGAAGUCCGAGCUCGAGAAGUACGAAGCCGGCCUGUCCGAGCGACCCCAUGUGGUCGUGGCAAAUAAGAUCGACCUCCCUCAGGCCAGAGCCGCUCUGCCCCAGCUGCGGGCCCGCCUGGGCCAGAGCGUCGUCGCCCUGUCGGCCGCAACCAGGGAGAACUUGGAGGAGCUGCUGCUGCGCCUGCAGGAGCUCCACGGCCAGCACGUGGCCCCCGAGCUCAGGUGGUAGCGGCCAGGCUGCCCCCCCCCGAGGAUGAGCGACUCGGAACGUCACUGGCUCUGGGUGGAGACGAGAAAGUAGCCUGAAAAGAAUUGGCGGCGUUGCUGCUUUGCCUUCUGCCGUCCCUGGCGCUCACCCCCCAGCACCCGGGCCAGGACCUCGGACGUGCGCGCCUCUCGGCGGUCUGCUCCCCAGGGCCUCCCACACCCUCCAGCGUGCUAACAGGCUGAGCUGGGCUCCCCACCCUUCAUUAGCACUCCUGAUGGGCGAGGACCCCGCGGCCAUCAGAUGCGGCUGAGCCACCCGACUUGGGUGAGCCAAAUCCGAAUCUGCACAUGGGUCCCCUAGCAGGAGGCGCAGACUCAGGAUCCCUGACACUGUCACCUCCAGAGCUAGCCGUGGUCCCGUCCUACGGAGGGAACGUGAGGGCGCGGGGACAGGUAGCGUUCACAGCCGCAAGGCUCUUCUCAAAUGCCCCCGUCGGAGAAAUGCCUCCCCUGUUCCCAGACCCAGCUGGCUGUGCGGGAGCCGUUUGCUUCACGACUGAAUGCACCCAAUAUCCGACCCGGGGCCGCGCGGUUUCUGACUCCCAGCAGCUGUGGGUUAUUAACUGAAGGCGCAGACUUGUGCCCCCACAUAAAGUCUGAGGCUUCGGGCAUGUCCCCAGGGGCCCUUAAGGGACGAAGUGGUUGGGGACCAGGGGUAAUCAGGGGAAGGGGCCCUGGACCCUUUGUGGAUUCGACCUGGGGUCCUAGCCGCCAGCUGCCGGGGUGCUGGGGGCUGGGCCUGCCUCAGACAAUAAACUUGAGCCUGAGCUUUCAGGAGCAAUUCUGUUUUUGAUCUACUGUCAAAUCUGCAACUAGAACAAGAGUCCUUUGCCAGAAGCUUUAUUUUAAUGUCUUAUAAUUUCCGAGGUCCUUGUGUUUUGGAAACCAGAGAUGGGUUUUGCAAUCUCUGCUUUCUCGGGGGCCACCACAAAGGAUUUCGUAGAACCGUGUUAAUGAUUGUGGCCUUUCCUCUCCGGCUGGGCCCACGCCGGUGGCUGGUGCUGCAUGCAGGGGCGACACUGGGGGCCUCCCUGCGUGUGUCCUGCAUUCGCCUGUGCUCCUGGCACCCUCAAGACCUGACCCAGCAGAGGCGCUACUAAAUAUUUAUGGAAUGAAGA